CUUUUAUAUUUCUCUCGAUGAAGAGGACAUCAGUACACCGGAGAUAGAGAAUCUUAUGGUUGCCGAAUUUUCUGCUUUGGAGCUACAUCUCAAAACAAAUGGACAUGUGUUUGGAGCCUUCGCGUUUCAUCUCCUAGGGAUGAAUCGGAUUUGUAGUGCUAUUCAGAGGCUUAAGGUUGUCCUACAGAGAUCAGAGGUGGAAGAAAGAUGCUCACCACAUUGUCCAUCUAUCGAGGUUAAUGUACUCAACCUGGUGACCAGUUAA
Messenger RNA from Aegilops tauschii subsp. strangulata, 265 nucleotides. The record is from RefSeq and is a predicted model, not a curated record. NCBI's taxonomy places the organism in Eukaryota, Viridiplantae, Streptophyta, Magnoliopsida, Poales, Poaceae.